CAGACCAUGACAACUAUAAGUACGCAUGUACCAUGAAGAUCCUCCUCCAUCAACCUUCAGACAGCCACAAACAACAAACCAACUUGAGGCUAGACACCAUGAAGACAGUGUUCAUCCUCGCUCUUGCAGCAUCCACCACCAUUGCCCAGUUGGAAACCACCUGCCAGGGCUUAGGACAAUGCCAACACCAACAACAACCCGGGCAAAAACUGUUGCUGGAUCAGAUGAAGCCAUGUGUGACUUUCCUACAACAUCAGUGCAACCCAAUGAGAACACCAUUCCCCCAAACACAGGGAGAGCAACAUAGCAGUUGCCAAACCGUGCAACAACAAUGCUGCCGACAACUGGCGCAUAUCCCAGAGCAAAUCCGGUGCAAGGCCAUCCAUAGCAUGGAAGAUGCUAUGAUGCGACAACAACACCAACAACAAUGGAAGGAGCCCCAACAUCAAGCACAACUUAAGAGCAUACGGAUGUCGCUUCGGACCCUGCCAUCUAUGUGCAAGACCUAUGUCCCGGUACAGUGCCAACAACAACAACAAUUGGGGCAACAACAACAACAACAACUGCAGGAUCAAUUGAAGCCAUGUGCAACCUUCCUACAACAUCAGUGUAUCCCAUUGAUAAUGACAUUCCCCCAAACACCGGUGCAGAAGCCUACCAGCUGCCAGAACGUGCAAUCCAAAUGCUGCCGGCAGCUAGCACAAAUCCCAGAGCAAUUCCGAUGCCAAGCCAUCCACGGUGUGGCAGAGGCUAUCAGGCAACAACACCACCACCAACCACAACAUGAAGCACAACUUGAGAGCCUAAGGAUGUCACUUCACGUCAUACCGUCGAUGUGCAAAAUCUACAUCCCUGUACAAUGCCCCGCCGCCACCACCACCCCCUACAACAUUCUCAUGGCAGCUACCUAUACCGGUGGUACUUGCUAGUUGAUCAAUGUAGCAGUUGCAAAAAAAAAUGUCAUGCAUCAUCAUGUGUGACUAGUACUAGUUGCAACAUGGAAAUAAUGAACAUGUGUUCCUGCA
Messenger RNA from Hordeum vulgare subsp. vulgare (domesticated barley), 1025 nucleotides. RefSeq names its product avenin-like b6. NCBI's taxonomy places the organism in Eukaryota, Viridiplantae, Streptophyta, Magnoliopsida, Poales, Poaceae. The transcript has a single exon. The coding region runs from base 33 to 929 and encodes 298 amino acids. Gene Ontology annotation, molecular function: nutrient reservoir activity. The record is from RefSeq and is a predicted model, not a curated record.